Paramecium pentaurelia is the source of this 3625-nucleotide messenger RNA. Lineage: Eukaryota; Ciliophora; Oligohymenophorea; Peniculida; Parameciidae. The record is from the annotation of a GenBank genome assembly.
AUGACAGAUCAUAAAAUGAUUUAAUUAGAAUUAUAAACACCUCCUCAUAUUCUAAGUAGUUAAGAUCAUAGAGAAACUCAAAAUUUAUUUGGUAUAUUUUUUAAAAUAAGAAUAGAAUAUCAAUAUGAUAAUGUUGAAAGUAAAGGUAAUUAUGCUUAGAAAUAUCAAUCAAAAAAUAGAAAAAUAACUUCCAAUAGACCAGAUUUUAUGCUACCUGAUAAUAGCAUUCAAACAUCUAAAUACACUUUGUUAAAUUUUUUUCCAAAAUAAUUAUUUGAGUAAUUCUCAAAGCUCGCUAAUGUUUAUUUUGUGGUAUGUCAUUAUUUUUAUCUAUUAGUUAAUGGGAGCACUUUAAAUGGUUCCAGAAGUUUCAAUCAGUUCUGGAAUUCCAACAAUAUAUUUACCAUUAGGUUUUAUUAUUUUAGUAAGUGGAGCAAAGGAUUUCUAUGAAGAUUACAAGAGAAGAAAAUCAGAUAUAGAAGAAAACAAGUAACAAGUGACUGCAUUUGAUGGAACUAGUUUUGUUAAAAUAGCUUCAUUUAAUUUAAGAGUAGGUCAUAUAGUGAAGGUUCAUUAAGAUGAGAUAAUACCAGCAGAUAUGUUACUUUUGAGAUCAAGUGAGAAGAAAGGAAUUUGUUAUGUUGAAACUAAAUCAUUGGAUGGGGAAACAAAUUUAAAAUAGAAAAAUGUGCAUGCCGAUUUAUUAUAAAUAUUCAAAUCUGAUGAUUGUUUUGGUUAAUUAGAUAAAAGAAUAGUCUUAAAAUACUAAGCACCUACUCCAUAUUUAUAUAAGUUUAUUGGAGAAACAACAACAUCUAAUAUAUAAGUGUCAUCAAUAAAUUUUAACAAUUUCUUAUUAAGAGGAUGUAAUUUAAGAAAUGUGAAAUAUAUUUUUGGAUUAGUAGCUUACACUGGACAUGAUACAAAAAUAAUGAUGAAUUCAUUUAAAGCAAGAACAAAAAGAAGUAAAUUAGAAGUAUUGAUGUAAAAAUUCAUACUGAUGAUUUUCAUUAUACAAUUUAUAAUGUGUGUAAUAGCAUCUCUUGUCUAUUCAAUUUAAUAUUAUAAUAAUAGAAUGACAUUAACAUAUCUAUAUAUAGAUGUUAAUACUUCAGAAUAUACUAUUCCAUAUAAUUUUUUUGUAAGAUUUGGAAAUUGGAUGCUUAUUUUUAAUAAUUUUGUACCUAUUUCUUUGUUAGUUACUUUAGAAAUGGUUAAAUUCAUAUAAGGAAAAAUAAUGAGUUUAGAUGAGAAAUUAAAUUAACCAAGAGUUUAGACUUCAAAUUUAAAUGAAGAACUUGGAUAGAUAGAACAUAUAUUUAGUGAUAAAACUGGAACUUUAACAUGUAAUAUAAUGGAAUUUAAAUAAAUUAUAAUGUAAUAUAAUAUAAAUUCAAUAUAGAGGUAAUUAAAAUUAUGGGGACAUUUUAAAAAGUUCAGAAGAAUAUAUAACAGAUGAUGAAUUAUAGAAUUUCCCUUUAGUUAGUAAUGUGGAUUUUAGAGAUAAAACACUUAUUGAAGCUAUUUAAGAUAAAAAUCAUGUGAUGCAUGAAAAAGUAGUGGAAUGUUUAAUGAUGAUAGCAAUUUGUCAUACUGUUAUAUCUGAAUAAAGAGAUGGAAAAUUAAUGUAUAAUGCUACAUCUCCAGAUGAAUUAGCAUUAUUAAAUUUUGCAAGAUUUGUUGGAUUUGAAUUUUUAGGAACUGAUGAAAAUAAUAUAAAAAGAGUAAGUUUUUAAGAUUAAAUAAUUGAAUAUUAAUUAUUAGAAAUAUUUGAAUUUACAUCAUAAAGAAAGAGAUAAUCAAUUUUAGUAUAAGUAAUAAAGACAGGAGAAAUAUAUUUAUUUUCUAAAGGAGCAGACUCUGUAUUAUUAGAUUAUGUGAGAUUAUCAAAUGAAGAAUUGAAUAAAAAUGAAUAUCAUUAGUUAGUUUAAAGACUUGAAGAAUAUGGUAAAAUAGGUUUAAGAACAUUGGUGUUAUCAAAAAGAAAAUUAGAGAAAUAAGAGUAUUAAGAAUGGCAUAAACGUUAUUAAUAAGCAACAUAACUUAUAGAAAAUAGAGAGGAGAAAAUGUAGGUUUUAUAAGAUGAAUUAGAAAAAAACUAUGAAAUAUUAGGAGCAACUGCUAUAGAAGAUAAAUUAUAAUAAGAUGUAGCUGAUACAAUAGCUGCUAUUAAAGCAGCAGGUAUAAAGGUAUGGGUUUUGACAGGAGAUAAAAUAGAGACUGCAAUUAAUAUUGGUUAUUCAUGUUCUUUAUUAACUAAUUAAUUAAUGUAGCAUAUUGUUGAUGAAAAAGAAGAAGCUUUGAUAAAAGAAAGAUUAGAUGAUAUAUUGAAUAAGAUUGGAUCUUAAGAUUUGAAUUAAAGAUAGGCUUUGAUUAUAUCUGGAGAUGCACUUUUACAUGCAUUAAAACCAGAUAUUCAAAAAAAGGUUUCUGAAAUAGGAAAAUGUUGUGAAGUGGUAUUAUGUUGUCGUGUUAGUCCAAAAUAGAAAUAAGAUGUUGUUACAUUAAUUAGAAAUUAAAAUUAAUCUUGUUCAACUUUAGCUAUAGGAGAUGGUGCUAAUGAUGUUAAUAUGAUAACAGCUGCUCAUGUUGGUGUUGGUAUUAGAGGUGUUGAAGGAUAAUAAGCAGCAAGAGCAGCUGAUUAUAGUGUAUAGGAAUUUAGAGAAUUAAGAAGGUUGUUAUUUUAUCAUGGUAGAGAAUGUUAUCGUAGAAAUAGUGUUUUGGUUUGUUAUACAUUUUAUAAAAAUAUUUUAGUUGUUUUACCUCAAUUUUGGUAUGGAAUUCUCUCUAUGUAUUCUGCUUAAUCUCUUUAUGACACUUUUAUAUAUUAAUUAUUUAAUAUAUUGUAUGGAGCAUUACCAAUUAUGAUUUAUGGAAUAUUUGAUGAAGAAUAUGAUGCUGAUUAAUUGACUGACAAUAAACUUCAAAACUAUUAUCAAUAAGGUCCUAAAGGUCUCUUAUUUAAUAUUUAAAUUGUAUUAUUUUGGAUAUUUUGUGGAUUUUGGUAAACAGCUAUUGUAUGUUUCUUUCCAACUUAUUCUAUAUCAGAAAACUUUGUAGAUGAUAAUGGUUUUACUCAUCAUCUAUGGGCUUAAGGAACUAUGAUAUUUGGAAUGGUAGUUGUAGUAUGCAAUCUUAAAAUAUUGAUAUUCUCUAAUACAUACACUCCUGCCUUAUUAGUAAUUUUUGAUUACUUAUUUAUUAGGGAAGUAUUGCUUUUAGUAUGAUAUCAUAUUUGCUAUCAUGGAUAAUAUUAGACAAUUUACCAUCAGCAGAAGCAUAUGUAGUAUUUGAAUCGUAUAUUAUAAAUUUUAUAUUUAGAUUAUUUUAAACACCAAACUUUCAUUUUGGAAAUAUUCUAGUAAUUGCAGCUAUAAGUAGCAUUGAUAUUGCAUUGAAUAUUAAAUUAAAUAGAGUUUUAUCUAAAGUUAACAAGAAUAUGUCUUUAAGAUUGCCAAACCUAUCAACAAAUGUAUAGCCAUAACCAUAAAAACCAUCUGGAUAAGUUGCUAAUCAAAAACAUACUGGAUUCGCUUUCAAUUGUUUAGAUAGAGAUGAAUUAGAAAACUAAGACAAAAUGGAUUUAUAUGGAAUUGAUAAUUAAGUUGAGUCUUAGAAUGGAUGA